AUAAAAUUCAUAGUUACUAGCAGUUUCUGGGAUAAUCAGAAGAAGCAUUUUAAUCAAGCUGACCAGUUGAAUAUUAAAAAUAUGUGUUAACCGAUUUAAAUACAAUUGCAAAUCAAAUGGGAUGCUGUUCAUCAUCGCCAUACAAAAUAUGUUGCUCUCGAAACAAUCAAGAGACAAUAAGGUUGAUGACUUUUGGAUUAGAUGGAGCUGGUAAAACAUCAUUCGUAAAAUAUAUAUUAAAAGAUUCUUCAAGUGACAUUGUACCUACAAUCGGAUUUUCAUCGGUUGAUUUGAAAAAUUUUCAAAAAUUUAACGUUCAAGUGUAUGAUACUGGCGGUGGUAAAAACAUUAGAGACAUUUGGAUUAACUAUUUUCCGUUUAUUCAUGGAUUAGUUUUGGUGAUUGAUUCAGCUGAUACCAAAAGGAUUGAUCAGGUUAAAGAGAUUCUAGAAUCAGUUGUUUCCAAUCGUCGAAUCCAAGGGAAGCCUCUUCUUGUGUUAAUCAACAAACAAGAUGUUGAAGGCGCAAUGGAUGAAAAUGCUUUGGUUACCGCAAUCAAUCUCAAUUCAAUUGUCAACAAAUAUAAAAUUCCCACAAGAGUUGUAAGUAUUAAUGUAUCUCUAAUAAUUUGCAUCAUAAUAAAUUGUUUCUUUGCCAUCUUAUUAUCGACAGGAAAUCUUGCUCAUUAA
Messenger RNA from Tetranychus urticae (two-spotted spider mite), 689 nucleotides. The record is from RefSeq and is a predicted model, not a curated record. Lineage: Eukaryota; Metazoa; Arthropoda; Arachnida; Trombidiformes; Tetranychidae.